AUGCAUCACCAUCGGCCCCCACCGUUAGCUAGCACAUCCCAACCACUUAUAGGCAUGACAUCUGCUCAGAACCUCCAGCUUGAUGUAUUGAAGGAGAUCUUCGAGUACCUUGCCGCUAUAUCUGAGCCCCGGUGGCGCAACGAAGGCAGUUCUACAAGAUUUGAUCUUGGUUGGAUAUAUGCCGCGCACGUCUGUCGCCGUUGGCGUGACGUAGGGCUGGACCUGGCGCAACUAUGGGCUGCGCACGUGUGCAGCCUGCCUAAUGUUCACGCCUCGGAAGACCUUCUGAAGCGCACAAAGUCAUGCCCACUCAAGAUCGAGGUCUUAUAUGGCAGGACUCAGCUGCCGAGAAUACAUUUUGCUCUUCGCAAUCUCGACCGGGUGGAAAGUAUCACCUGUUAUCCCUCUUACGAUUGGGAGGAGGCUCUUCGAGAGCGGGGCCGUCUUCCCUUGCUGCGACAUUUACACUUAUCUCAAGACAUCGCGUACGAUCCCGCCACUUUGAUCCUGGAUGCACCUCUCUUGCAAACAGUCUCACUGGAGAACGCGAUAAUGAUGCCCUCCCCAUCGUCAGCAAUCUCAUAUUCAAGUCUUCGGAGUCUAUCCAUCACGGGCGUAAACUCUUCACCCACGCCCGCAUGGGAGAUACUGACGCUACUCUCUCGCACACCGCAUCUCCAACACCUCUACUUGCAAUUGCUGAGAAGGCACUCGAACGGCAACGGGCAAUGGGAACACUAUAAUGGGAAGCCAGUACACCUCGCACACUUGGAGACAGUGAGGCUUAUUGGUGGGUGGAAAACGGAUGUGGCCGGGUUUUGGUCCCACAUACGCGCACCAGGCGACGUCGAUGCCGACUUUUCGUUUCAGCGGGACUCACCUGUGGGGAUCAUGGAGGCCCUAAGCUGUCAACUUCCAAGCACUAUGCACGAUACAUGCACUAUCAUCAUAGAGCCUCAACUCGAGCGCCAAGCUGUGUCGUUUUCAUCUUCAAACAUCACUCCUGCAGGUCAUCGCAGUCAGGUCAAGAUAAACUUCGGGACUCGGGGCAUCGAGGAAAUCCUGUCGCUUCUCAGCCGUCGUCCACAGAUGGACCGAAUCCGCUCAUGCGUUCUACGGCUCUCCCAACCGCGUUUCUCAAACAUUGAACUCGUUCUUGUUACCUUCAUUCGCAAACUCCCCUCUGUCACCAAUCUGUUGUUGGAUAUGGGUGACCGAGGCAGCUUCGAUCCCUUCAUCCAUCAUCUUGUUGAUCCAGAGACGACAACGAUUAUCUUCCCCAAACUGCGCACUCUUUCGGUGCGAUUCAACCCAGAUGUUAUCCGCGGCGACCCGGGACUACUAUAUGUCGAGUGGUGGUCCUCCCUGUGCGACAUGCUAGCGCGUCGCUCCGACGCCGGCAUGAAGUUGAAAGAGCUGAGGCUCGUUGGGCAAUGGAGUUGGACGGCCGAGGAGGUGGCGACAGUUGAUGGGGAGUUGAUGAGUGCUUUGCGCGAUUCUUCGUCGGUGGAGGAGCUGGUCGAUGAGCGUUCUUGGAGGCCAUCAUUAGUAGACAGCAGUACACCGACAGUCAGUGUGCAUUAG
Molecule: messenger RNA, 1584 nt
Organism: Peniophora sp. CBMAI 1063
Lineage: Eukaryota; Fungi; Basidiomycota; Agaricomycetes; Russulales; Peniophoraceae
Source: the annotation of a GenBank genome assembly